UUCAUAUUUGCGUUACCACUGUUUGUUUAAUCCCAUGAGCUUUGUUUUUGCCAUCAAGUGUAUUAUGUGGUGUGCUGUCAAAUACUUUUUUGAAAAUCUACAUGCAUAAUGAUAGGGUUGUGAAUCUGUGGAAUUCACUAAUCCAAAGUAUAGUGAAUGCUGUAUCACUGAAUAAAUUAAGGAUUUUUAUAGAUUUUUAAAUAGUAAUGGAUUAAAGGGUUAUGGAGAGCAGACAAAUGAAGCCAAGAUGAGAUCAGCCACGGUCAUAUUAACUAGCAGAACAGGCUUGAGGUGUUGAUUUGCCUACUCCUGGUCAAAUUUGUAUGUUUUUAACAGCAAACUUACUACUUUGUUACUGUUUGUUUUAUCACUCAGGGAAUGUGAACUUCAUUGGCUGGUCCUGCAUUUAUUGCCCAUCCUUAAUUGCCUGCGAGAAUGUGAAAGUGAGCUGCCUACUUGAACCACUGCAAUCCAUUUGGUACCCUUUACAUCACCCCCAUAUGGGAGAACGAUUGGAAGGAAUGUGGGCAGAAUCUACAGUUUCCAUCUUUACUUACCCAUCUAAUCUAGACCAGGUGCUUUCUUGGAAGACAUUAUCUGCUUGUCAAAUGGUUCAGUGUAUGGUCACGGAAUGUAGGUGCUGUUCCUGCUCCCAAAUUCUAUAAAUAUAGAAUCUCUGAGCCAGACGUUCUCCAUCAUUGUCUACCAUUAAAUCUUUGGUUUCAGACUAGACUGUGGUUUCUCAAGUGAGGAGUUCGCAAUCAAUUGAAAACUGAGUUGCCUGUGUGGGACUCGCAGAGAUCAGAUGAUUAUUUCAUUGUGAUACAUACGCAAGACUGCAAUGACAAGUCAGAGCAGUAGCCAUGCAGAAAGAGCAAGUUCAAUAUCAUCAUCCCCAAAAGUGCAGGUUCAACGAUCCAUUUCUCGAGAGACCAUUACUAUACACUUUUCUGCCUUCGGUAAAGAGGAGGAAGAGGAAGAAGAAGAAGAAUUUAAAGACUCCUCUAUGAAUCUUCAUGAAGACCGAAGUUUUGUACCAGGAUUUAAAGAAAAGGAAAGUACUUGUGAACAUGGUGGCCAACUUCUUUUGGAGCCUGCUAGCUCAUCAAAUAUGUCACCGGCAUCGACUUCAGUUACUGUUUCCAUUUCAUCUUCAGCAUUAACAACCGCCUCUUCGGACCCGUUGGAAACAUCAGCAAUGGUGCCUUCUGCGUCGUUUACUACUAGUGCUACUGCAUUGCCAUUAUUCUCAAUGCCAGCUCAACUGUUGGUUUCUACCACGUUGCCUUCAGAUGUGACAACUACAAUUUCUGCUUCUACAUUUGAUUCUGCGCCAAAAUUUGUUGUGCAGUCUGUUGUCCCCUCAGCUUCAUUGACGAGCGCAAAGCCAUUCACGAGUUUAGUUAAAUCGCUUUCAACAGAAGUAGAACCAAAAGAACCCACUACCCCUCUAAGGACAAGGCAGUUAAUGAAAACACUAGUUAAAUCUCUGUCAACAGAAACCUCAAAACAAGAAUCUGAAUCUGUCCCAUUUAGGACCUCUGAUUCUCGAAUAAACUUACAUCUGUUCAAACAGUUUACUCAACCUCGUGUCACCAGUGGAGAUUCUAAGACUGCACCUUCUUCCCCAAUCACCUCACCAUCAGAAGGUAGGUCAUUUUUUAAAGUAACAGAAGUGGAGGCCCGAAUUGAAGACACUAAAAGACGGCUUUCAGAAGUUAUUUAUGAACCUUUUCAACUUCUAAACAAGAUCAUUGGUGAUGAGACCAGUAGUCUUCGACAUAAGGCUUUAUCGUCCAGUGCAACAGAACUUUCCACUCUUGCUAGUUUAAAUGGACAUUUGGAAAGCAACAACAACUAUAGCAUUAAAGAAGAAGAGGAUGAUUCUGAUGGGGACUAUUCAACAAAAGAUUCAAUUCCAAACACACAUAGUUCCAAACCAAUGAAUGAGCCAUCAAAAGAUGGGGACACUAAGAACUCUCAAGGGACCACAAAGGAGAUUUCAUUGAAGACAUCAUCUCUAGGUCUAGAAAAAUGCUCACUUUCUGUACUUGCUAGCAAAGCAGAUGAUGAAUACUGUGAUUUAUACCUUGAAGAAUUUGAGUUAGAAACUGAUGAAGAGAUUGUCGUGGAUAAAGCUUUAGAACCUCUGACUGGAGAAGAAGCAAUUGAAAAUGAAAGUGAUCUAUUGAGGCAACAUGAAACAGAGUAUGAAGAACAACAACUUGAAGUUCCAUUUAAGACUUUAUUACUCUAUGCCAUUCUUGUAUAUUCCUAUUUAGUACUCCCUCUGCCAAGUUAUUUAAGUGGUUUAUUGCUAGGCAUUGGCUGUGGAUUUAUGAUAGCAAUUGGUGUCGUUUGGCUGAUGGUACCAAGAAAGUCGAGGGGCUAUGAACAGUCACAGACAAGGCUUCAUUUGGAACAUCUAACUACAGAACCUCUGGAUAUAAAGGAACCAGAAAUAUACAAGGGUUGGAUGAAUGAAAUUUCCAAUUAUGAUCCUGAAACCUACCAUGCUACACUGACCCAUUCUGUCUUUAUUCGCCUUGAGGGGACUGUACUAAGGCUUUCAAAACCGAAUAAAAAUAUUUCCCGAAGGGCUGCUUUCAAUGAGGCCAAGACAAUAGCCACGUACAUUAGUCAGAAGAUUUAUGACUUGGCAGACAGUAGGGUACAUUUAGUUCCAAAGGAUCUGGCUAGGAAAAGAGUGUGGAAUAAGAAGUACCCUAUUUGCAUUGAACUUGCCAGACAAGAUGACUUUAUGUCAAAGACGCAGGCAGAGAAGGAAAAUAUGGAGGAAAAGCUGCUUGCUGAUAAAAUUGAAACAGCAAUUGAGGAACCAAUGAAAUCUUCUGUGUCACAAGAUUCUGCAAAGCCAAUUUGCCAAAAGGACCAAGUUUUAUAUCUUUUUGGAAGAACUGGUAGAGAAAAAGAAGAAUGGUUCAGGAGGUUUAUUUCAGCUUCAAAAUUGAAAGUUGAUGCUAAGCGACCAGCCAGUCUAGGAGGUGGCAUACCAGGUUUUGUGCCAUCACACAGUAGGAACAAUAGCCAUUCAGGAAUGUUGACUCAUAGUCGCAAUAGUAGUAAAGGAAGUAUUGAAGAAAUCGUGUCACAGUCAAGACAGAAAGAUCUCAUGUCAAGUGUGCGCCAGAAAAUGCUUCUGGACUAUACUUUGUAUAUGGCAAAGUACAUUCCUGAAGAGCCCGCUAGUCCCAAUGUAAGUCCUGACCACAGUGCAGAAAGUAGUCCUACUGCGAACAAUAAGUUGCCAAGCAGCCACAUUGAGAACUCGGAACAGCAAGUGGCUUGGGUCAAUGCAUUGGUUGGAAGAGUCUUCUGGGACUUCUUGGGUGAAAAAUAUUGGUCAAACUUAGUGUCUCGAAAAAUCCAGAUGAAACUCAGCAAGAUUAGGCUGCCUUACUUUAUGAAUGAACUGACAUUGACAGAACUUGAUAUGGGAGCUGCUAUGCCAAAAAUAUGCCAAGCUUCAAAGCCUUCAGUUAAUCAUCAAGGACUGUGGAUUGAUUUGGAGAUUUCUUACAAUGGAUCUUUUCUGAUGACUUUGGAAACUAAAAUGAACCUAACCAAACUGGGCAAGGAGCCACUGGGGGAAGGAUACAAAGUAGGCGAUGUUGGCAAGGAAGGGAGUAGACCAAAAGCCUAUUGUCUUGCUGAUAGCGAUGAGGAGUCUUCAAGUGCUGGCUCUUCAGACGAAGAAGAAGCACAAGAUGUGCUGGGAGGCGACAAGGCACCAGCAGCAGUGGCAGAAGGAUAUAUGGGAGGACAUCGACCAAGCAAGAUAAUGAGACUUGUGGAUAAAAUUACAAAGUCAAAGUAUUUCCAGAAAGCCACAGAAACAGAAUUUAUUAAGAAGAAAAUUGAAGAGGUUUCAAAUACACCAUUACUGUUAACAGUAGAGGUUCAGGAGUGCAAAGGAACAUUGGCUGUGAACAUUCCACCACCACCUACUGACAGAAUAUGGUAUGGUUUCCGUACGCCACCACACUUAGAGUUAAAAGCUCGUCCCAAAUUGGGCGAGCGUGAAGUCACUAUUGCACAUGUAACUGACUGGAUUGAAAAGAAACUGGAACAGGAGUUCCAGAAAAUUUUCGUUAUGCCAAAUAUGGAUGAUGUGUAUGUUCCAAUCAUGCAUUCAGCCAUGGAUCCACGUUCAUCCACAGUGUGGCCUUCAAGGGAGACACCAACAGAAGUUGCUGAGCGACUGUGAUGUAUGAAAGUUUUAUGUUUACAGUAUUAUGACGUCGACGUUCAUGUGCUUUCAGCUAUAUCAUCUGUCUUUUGGAUCAUUCGUGCCACUAUUGUUUCCCGGAAAACUUGCAAUUUGUUGUACUCAGUAUGUGCAGUUUGCUGAGUGUAUGUCUCUUUCUGUGCAUUGUUAACAGCUAAUAUUGUUCCAACCAUUUAUCAUUUAGGCCAUUCCAAGAAAAUAAAAGCCCAGAGAUAUAAUAUAUAUAUAUAGAGAGAGAGAGACUAUAUGUAAUUAUUUAUAAAUGACUUGUUCGUCCUGAAAUGCUUCAGUUUAGACAGGUUCUCAUAACCCUAAGAAAUGACUUCCAGAUACAUGUUCUUGUAUAGAUGCCUAAGACAGCCUCCAUGAAAGUGCAGAAUUGAUGCAUGAUUGCCUUUUGGAUACAGUAUAACACAUCACUAAAAUGACAGAGCUGGUCAAUGAUUGCCAAUUUUAUGUAAGUUACUCUUGGAAUACUUGCACUCAUUGCUUUGUGGUGAUUCAUCAUGAGAAGUGUAUUUGCAACUGCAUCCAUUUUUUAUUGACAAAUGGAUUCUACUGACAGUCUGCACGUAAGUCUGGCAAGUUUGCAUCUGCGAGCAAGAUCAAUAUUGUCCCAUUCAGAUCUGGAUGGUAAUUGAUAGAUUAUACGGUACAUUACUUUAUGCAUUUUUUAUUUAACUGAGCAUUAUUUUCACAUUAUAAAUUGAUGCAUCACCUUUGCCCAUUUCAGGAGCAAUUCAACUCCACAUUCUUUUUUUCAACUCUGAUAUCUCUCUUUAUUAGUUCAUUAUUAGACAACCAGCUCCUGAAAUUAUCCACUUCUGUGUGGUAAGUCUGCACAAGAGAGAAAUGAUAGGACUAUGUGACAACCACUGUGAUAAAUGAUAUAAAAUUAUAUACUUUCAAGAUUUACAUUUAUGGUUUAUAUAAAGUAUUUGCAGUUCCUUAACAUGUUACAGUGUGCACAGAAGUACUGAAAUCCACUGCAGACAAAGUUUCUGUAACCUGGCAGUGAUAUCACAAAUUUAAUCCUCAGCUGAUAGUUAAGAGUGCUCUAAAUAAUAAUACAUGGGUAUAUUUAAAAGCUAGAUAGUUUGGUCUGGUGAGGUUUUUUCCUCCUUCAUCGUCAUUCUAGUGCAUGGUAGAAUCACCUCAAUAUUGACAAGUCCCACCUAAAUGUAAACUGAUCCAGAAUUUUUGAAGACAGCUGGUUAAAUAAUAUCAGAUCAUUUAUUCAAUUUUUUGUGAAAUUAAUUUAAAGAGAGAAAAUCACAAACACUUUUAUAGGAUUGUUAGUGCUUGUAAAAUGUUUUUGUCACUGGAAGCUGGUCAUAUUUAGCAGUUGGCCAAUCACAGCUAUAACUAAUUACAAUGGAUCUACUGUUUAUUCUUAAAAGUGGUAGUGCAAGAAAGAAUGUAUUUGCAGAAUGAGGAAAUGAAGGAAGGGUCUUGCUGUCUCUAAUGGAGAAGGCCAUCUCCUUUCAAAUUCUCUUCAAACUUUUAUGGGUCGUCAUUAAAAGCCUUAACAAUGUUUUAAAAUUGCUGGAAAAACUUCUUAAAAUUGUGGUGAGGAAUCCUGGUGGUGUUUAUCUGAAUGAACGAAGGGGAAACUAUAAAAAUGCUGCAGAAGGCAUGUAAACUAACUCAAAAUGCCAGUUUUAUUUUAAAACCAGAUUUUGCAUAGUUUCCCUAUAGUGGGGAAAUUGUGUUCAUCCCGAGCCUUUAUUUUAUAUGCAACAUUCCUACAUAAGGUCCAGAAAGUUUAAUGUUACUUGUGCUUCAGUGCCACUAUGCCCAUGCUUGUUAUAAUUUGUCUUGGCUGUACUCUAUGUUUUAUCCAUGUAUUUCUUGAGCCAUAAUUUUUCCUACAGAUGUUCAAAUUGUGUAAAUUGCCAUUCAUGACUUGAAUUACAAAUAGAUAAUUGAAGUCUGUACAAUGUGAAGGAUUUGACAAAUCGUCAUUCAAGAUGAAGUUUCUUUGAGAAAGUUGACAAUUUGCAGAAUGUUAAUUAAAGCUAAGUAAUAUAUUUUAAGAUGUGUAUAAAGUUGUAUUUUUAAUUUUAUAUGUAUUUGUUUUAAUUUAGCCCUGUAGGUACGACAUUGUAUUUUCUUGCAAUUUAAUACUGAGGAUGCAAUAGCCACAACACAAAUUGACUGCAUUUCCAGUCUUAAUCCAUAUUCUUGCUUUCUUCUAGUCACCUUUUUUGUGGGCAAUAUUUGCCUGCCAGAAAAAAAUUUGCAUGUCUUGUUGUAGUCGGGCCAUUUGUGUGACCUGAAUAAGUGUGCAAUAACAAAUUAUGAGUCCAUGGACUAAAUGCACUAUACAUAAUCAGAAUUAAAUGAAGAUUCUUAUAAAUUGUCAUAUUGAACUUCACAUAAUCAAAUUAACAUUGUGAAGGACUGGCUUGCUAUGUUUUAUUUAAUAAAUUCUUCAGUCUAGUAA
Messenger RNA from Stegostoma tigrinum, 6695 nucleotides. Its product is annotated as testis-expressed protein 2. Gene Ontology annotation, cellular component: endoplasmic reticulum. The transcript has 14 exons. The record is from RefSeq and is a predicted model, not a curated record. Gene Ontology annotation, molecular function: lipid binding. Lineage: Eukaryota; Metazoa; Chordata; Chondrichthyes; Orectolobiformes; Stegostomatidae. Bases 842 to 4228 code for a protein of 1128 amino acids.